AUGUCUCACUCGCGCGGCGACCGCGUGUACGUCGAAGACGUCACCGAUGACUUCGCCUCGCUCACGCGCGCGCGCGCGUCGAACGCGACGCGCGUGCGGGGCGUCCCGGCGUCGAACAGCGCGUCGGUGUCCAACGGCAGCUCGAGUUACGUCCCACUGCAUCGCUCGACCACGCUCGAUAGAAGCGCGUCGCGGGCGCAUCAAAAGACGUACGACGCGGUGGGAAGCGCGAGUAGAGGGUUCACGUACGUCGCGAGCGCGGAGAGCGACACGACGAGCGGGGAGAUGACUUUUAUGGAAGAGUUGGCGACGCGGAGACGAGCGAGCGGCGCGGCUGGCGCGAGCGUGAGCGCGGAGAAGAAGGAUUCGUUGAGGAUUCGCGAGGCAGAAGCGCAUGUGGCAGAACGCAAUGACGGUGGUGGGCGGGAUUUCGCGGCGAGUUUUCGCUCGAUCGAGCGGUUGGCGACGAUGCGGGACGUUGGACAGGCGGUGCACGACGGCGCGAUUCCAAAGGUAUCUCCGGUUAAGUCGGUCGCGUCGCCGGAGGAGUCACCGGCGAAAAGUUCGGAGGGGUCCUUUGCGUUUCGAAACGCCGGAGGUUUCUUCGGGCAAGGUUCGAAGUCGCCACCGGAGGUGGCGUCGUUGCCGCCAAGGACGCCUUCGCGAGCGGACAAGAGCGAGCGAGAGGAGUUUGUGUCGCCGACCUCGAGCGCGACGCCGACGCCCGUGAAGGCACCGUGGACGCCCUCGCCAAUGAGAACGCCGCUCGGUACGAGGAUCCCCCCGAAUUCACCCGCGAGCGCGAGGACAAGGAGAAAUCUCGAGGCGCAGAUGCGUCGCGCCGCUGCUUGGGCCGCGGGCGAGGACACGCUCGCACAGCGCGGCGAUCGCGACAAGGGCGUCAGUAAGCUCUUCGAAGCCAAGCAUGGUUUAGGCGCAAAGCUUUUUCGACUGCUCGUUGCCGGUGGGCACGUGAAGGCAUUUCUGAAGACCUUGGAUAGCGCUCGAAUUGAAAAAGCGCACGGCGGUGGCGCAAAGCUCGCAAUCGUCGCUCUCGCCACAAACUGUGGUAUUCAAGCCGCGCACAACAUGAUCUUGGCAAUAUCGUCAAAGAUUGGACAAAGAUUGCUCCGACGCAUAUCAGUACCGCAGGCUAUGGCUCGCCGCGCAGCGCCGCUGCUGCUGCCUGCAACGCUCGCGUCCAUGGGCCGAUCGAAUGCAGUGGGCGCUCGGGGCGCAAUCUCUGAGGCUGCCGCCAUCGUCGUUCCGCCGCUAAGCUUAAUCUCCUUCAUUGGUGCGAUGUGGCCUAUUCCGGGCGGUCAACUUGCUGGAGAAGUUCGUGAGCAUCGUGGGAUGCUCUACCACGAAGUCUUCCUCGACGCCUUGCCUUGGGUGAAUGGCUUCUUCCGUCGCUUGCAACCGGUGACAAACGCGCUCGCCAUCAUGGCCUCAUACGAGCUCGUGAGCACCGGUGAGGUCUACGCCGAGAACGGUGGUUUUGCCCUAGCUUUGGCGAGCAUCCUGAGCUUCGCCGCGACGCCACCAUCGAACAAGGUGACGGUGAACUUUAGGGAGGUGAAGGCGACGACGAACAUGGUGUUUUUGCUGAGCAUGUCGUACGCAGAGUGUGCAUGGCGCGAGACUACCGUCUGGCGCCAGUACCUGAACAAGCGUCAAGGCGGCCUCGAGGGCGUACACGGCGUCGAUCGCGAGCGCGGUGGUGCUCUGGCUGGAAUUGGUGGCUUCACCAGAGCCGCUUCGCGCUUGCCACUGUUGCGAGGCGUGUCUAAAGGUAAACGAGACGAUACGCGUGGUCGUCGCCGCGACGGUCGUCGCCGCAUUCCUGACAAACGCUCUACUAGGAAGCACCGAAGUGUCGAGAGUGAGGCUUCGGACGGUCUUGUCGAGCGCGCUCUUGAGCGUCUCCCGGUGCUCGGACCCGUCCUCAUCAUCCUGAGCGGCUUUGUCUUCUAG
Ostreococcus tauri is the source of this 1974-nucleotide messenger RNA. RefSeq names its product unnamed product. The record is from RefSeq and is a predicted model, not a curated record. Lineage: Eukaryota; Viridiplantae; Chlorophyta; Mamiellophyceae; Mamiellales; Bathycoccaceae. The coding region runs from base 1 to 1974 and encodes 657 amino acids. The transcript has a single exon.